AUGUUAACGUUUAAGAAAGAAUUUCUAGUUCUAACUUUAAUGCAAUUAAUUCAUUUUAAUCAAACGGCACUUUUCUAUCCGUCUAACAGCGCUUACGGUCUUUUUGCUGCGAUUGCUGUACCACUGGAUUUACCGCAUCGCAAUGUUUUUGUGUCAUAUAAUUUUGAAGCUAAUUAUAAUUUACCACAAAACUGGGGAUUACCACCAUAUGCGACUAAUCUAGCGGAUGAAGACCUGUUUGACGAUAACGCCCGGCAUCUGAGUGAUGAUGACAAGUGCGGCAACUGCACCGAUAAUCGCGGAGAGAAGAUCUUAAAAAAUUCUACUGAAAUUUUCAACAAGAACGUAACGCAAACGCGUACCGAACGUAACAUCAUACCGUCAUUGCUAACUCGUACCCACUUCUAUCAGAUACUCGUCGAUAAAUUUACAAAUUUUGGUUUUCAAGGUGAACCGUGUUUGCUACGUUUAAUUUGUGAGACAAACUCUUCCGAAUUAGGUAACGUGAACGGUAUCUUAGGCAAUGUAAUGCACGUGAUAUUUUCGCCUUCGACAUCGCAGGACGAAAACCUACCUACAAAGUACCAUCGAGCUGAAAUCGAUGGCUUGGAUGAUCAAUGCGAACGCUAUGCGGAAUUGUGUCAGGAAAAUAUACUGGAUUUUGUAUCCAUACCUAUGCAUAAGAUUAUUGAAAACGUUUUAAAAGAAAAAUGA
Molecule: messenger RNA, 714 nt
Organism: Glossina fuscipes
Lineage: Eukaryota; Metazoa; Arthropoda; Insecta; Diptera; Glossinidae
Exons: 5
Coding region: 1-714 (237 amino acids)
Source: RefSeq, a predicted model, not a curated record